Molecule: messenger RNA, 447 nt
Organism: Poeciliopsis prolifica (blackstripe livebearer)
Lineage: Eukaryota; Metazoa; Chordata; Actinopteri; Cyprinodontiformes; Poeciliidae
Product: dynein axonemal light chain 4-like
Exons: 4
Coding region: 127-447 (106 amino acids)
Biological process (GO): microtubule-based process
Cellular component (GO): dynein complex
Molecular function (GO): dynein intermediate chain binding; dynein light intermediate chain binding
Source: RefSeq, a predicted model, not a curated record
AUCCCGCCUGGCUGUAACGGGCGGGGUUUCCUGCUCGCUCCUGUGCCAUGUUUGAGAUGUCUCCUUAACAACCGAUGCGAGAGUCAAACAGGAGAAGUUUUCUUCGGACAAACGUUUGGAGUCGGAAUGGCCGGGACUGGUGAGGGAAAGAAGGAAGAGGCCGACUACAAGAGACUGCACAGCUUCCCUCUCAUCAGACACACAGACAUGCCAGAGGAAAUGAGGGUUGAGACCAUGGAGUUGUGUGUAACAGCCUGUGAAAAAUUUGCUACCAAUAACGAAAGCGCGGCUAAGAUGAUAAAGGAGUCCAUGGAUAAGAAGUUUGGUAGCUCGUGGCACGUGGUGAUUGGCGAGGGCUUCGGCUUCGAGGUCACACACGAAGUGAAGAACCUGCUCUACAUGUUUUUCGGUGGGGUGAAGAACCUGCGGGGUGGAGUGUGCUCUUAG